Abrus precatorius (Indian licorice) is the source of this 492-nucleotide messenger RNA. RefSeq names its product E3 ubiquitin-protein ligase RHA2B-like. Lineage: Eukaryota; Viridiplantae; Streptophyta; Magnoliopsida; Fabales; Fabaceae. Gene Ontology annotation, biological process: protein ubiquitination. The transcript has a single exon. Bases 1 to 492 code for a protein of 163 amino acids. The record is from RefSeq and is a predicted model, not a curated record.
AUGGGUGAUUUUCAAGCCCCCUUCACAGUGUCACCCCCUCCUUUUCCCUCUUCCCCAGAUAAGUCCAACAUACCCUUUUUAUAUUAUGGCCUAGUACUGGUGGGAAUUGCAGUCAUAGCAUUGGCCCUUUACAAUUGUAUUGUCAUGAAACAAAGUAGGGGGCGCCAUAUGCAAUCACAGACUGCAAGGCCAAAUGGGUUGGUCGAGGUUGUCAUAGAAAGUAACGUUGAGAACUGCCAAAGGAACUUGCUUUUAAGCUUCAAGUACAAGAAAGAAGCAGGAAAAGAAGGUGGUGGGGAGGAUUAUGAGUGCCCAGUUUGCUUAUCGGGUUUUGAAGAAGGGGAAGAAGUGAGGAAGCUACCGCGUUGCGAACACUACUUCCACGCUCCAUGCAUAGACAUGUGGCUUUACUCUCACUUCGAUUGCCCAAUUUGUCGAACACCCGUUGGUCCAUUCUGCCACCGUGUCCCGCCGGAGAAUUCUCGUCACUGA